AUGGAUCGCGACGAGAUUGCGCCUCAGAGGAGCAUGUCCAAUAGCACAAAUACCUCAUCCUUGACUCCGCUGGCUAUCUUCGCCGCUGUCAUUGUCACUGUUAUUGAUCACAUUCUCGCGGAAUCUUGCUUGCCGAAUAGUAGCCGAUUGGUGCUCUAUCCUCGAUCUUCCGUUCGCGCCUUACAUCCCGCAUUUACUCUUACGGGCAAUGCUCGAUUACUCCCUUGGGUUGGCCCCGAUAAGUUGUUUGGAAUGGUCGAUUUCAUUGGCUGGGUUUAA
Molecule: messenger RNA, 279 nt
Organism: Aspergillus ochraceoroseus IBT 24754
Lineage: Eukaryota; Fungi; Ascomycota; Eurotiomycetes; Eurotiales; Aspergillaceae
Exons: 2
Coding region: 1-279 (92 amino acids)
Source: RefSeq, a predicted model, not a curated record